AUGAACUACUUUCCUACUCUCUUAGUAGCCGGAGCAGCAAUUCUUGGCAGUACAUCAGCAGUAUGUACUGAAGCAGGCGCUUCGCUAACACUUAACACCAUUGCUGGUGAGAAGUGUCUUUGUGAUUCCCUAUUUAGCGACGCAACUUGCUCUACGCAGGUGGCUUCUGUAGUAUAUGACGAAUGUACCGAUAUCACAGGUUCAGUUGAUAACCCAAAUGACGUUUCUCUGACUCAAGACCAUACCACCCUUGACACUCUUGUUAAUGACGAGAGCGUUCGAUGGACGGUCAACUGGCCAGCUGGACUCAAUCGUGUAUUCACAUCCUUUACCGUUGGUACCUGCGCUUCAGGUGCUAACCUGGAGGCCUUUACCCAAACUAGUGAAGACUCUGGUUGUACCGAUCGCAUGGUGUUUGAGAUGAAGAUUACUUCACUCCGAGCUCUAUGCGGAUUUGAUUACAAUUUAUCAGAUGAUGUCGAUGAGAUGGACGUCCGAUAUGCAGAUUAUUCGUCAAACAUUAUCUUCGAGUAUACCGAACCAACAGACGUUGGUGGAGACUCUGUGACUCGUAGUGGACAGGUGACCAUCCCAACAAGCAUUCUUGUUCUCAGUCGAGUCGCAGCCACAACCGCCGAGGUCAAAGUGUUCUCGCCAUUUUCGAUCGACACAGCUCUUACAGCCCAGGCCAUCAAUGAGGGAGCUUCAGCUUCCUAUCUCACUCUCACAUAUGCCUUAAGUACUCCAUACUCGGUGCUUACUAUGAAUCCUGUGCUUGCUAAUGUUGGCACGAACAACGCGGCGUUUCUGUGCACUGAGGAUGUAGGUGCGGGAACUUGCGGUGAUAGUAACAACGGGGGGGCCUACAUUGAUAUGCCAGAUUGUGUAGAAGGAGAUUACACUAUGAACAACAACGGUUGCAACAAAGACGCAUACAUCCAACUCGUGCACGGCGAUUGUACGCUAGACGGUACCUACACUAUUUCAGAUGUUGUGAUUGAUUGCUACAAAACCUUAGCUGAAGCUGAUUGUCCAAUUAAUCAACAAAAUAGAGACACUACCAUCGAGUUCACACUGGCGUCUGAUAAUUUCUGUGGUGCGAAUGCAGACCUAGUUGUCAUCGAGAACGCAGUAGCUGUUGAUAGAUUUAUCUUUGUAGAUCCUGAAAAUCGAGCGAAAGACGCUACCACGUGGACUGUAACUGAUCCUAUCACCAGCGUAGACACCACAAAGCCCGCAGGUAACACGCCAAUCGCUGCUUUGGAAUAUGAUGAGUUUGCAUACGCUCGUGUAGAUUUCAGUGGACUGGCUGUGACCAAGGUUACCAUUGUGCAAAGUCAGGCGCGAGAGAGUGCCGGCCCUGGCGCCUGGAGUGAUACAACUGCCGAUACCUCACUUGCCCUGGGCGAGAACUACCCUCAGAUUACAGGAACAUUGACACCAGGCACUGACUACACCAGCACCAGAGCUGAUCCCGCAGCCUACGAGAUAGGACUUACUUGCACGGAAUUGGGUCUAUGUGCAGCCAGCCAAACCUACUUAGUUCAGUAUAAGAUCCAUGAAGCUGUGCACGCUAUGUUCGCCAACCCCGGGUUGGGUAACAGCGCCGGCUUUGAUCUCCGCUUGCUAGUUGACGUAUCUUAUGAGACUGACGGGGCUAGUGCCACACGUCGUCGUCGCCGUCGUCAGGCAUCCACCGAUACAGGCAAUACCGGAGUUCAGCCUGCUUCCGACCCUGCACAGGAUGGACAAGGUCCAGCUAGUAUCUCGGCCAGCAGUAGCGUCAGCGGAAACAAGCAGGUUGCCAGUACUGAAGGCGAUAACAGCGCUGCCGGUGCAUUCGCAUCCUCAUCUUUCGUUAUGGUUGCGGUGGGUGUGGUGAGUAUGGCAUUGAAUUUUUAG
Molecule: messenger RNA, 1902 nt
Organism: Sphaeroforma arctica JP610
Lineage: Eukaryota; Ichthyosporea; Ichthyophonida
Exons: 1
Coding region: 1-1902 (633 amino acids)
Source: RefSeq, a predicted model, not a curated record